Molecule: messenger RNA, 1049 nt
Organism: Halteromyces radiatus
Lineage: Eukaryota; Fungi; Mucoromycota; Mucoromycetes; Mucorales; Cunninghamellaceae
Exons: 3
Coding region: 165-1049 (294 amino acids)
Source: RefSeq, a predicted model, not a curated record
CAGUUAAAAUCCACAUGUAUCUCAAAAGUCCGCAGUGGCAAAAUAUUGGAUAAAUUCUGGCCAAUCUUGGUCAUCAGUUUAUGUGAUCCUCAACAUUGCAUAAAUAAUGUGUUGGAAACGAUCGAUUAUUUUUUUCUUCUUUUUAUAUAUUAUUUUCUUUGAAAAUGUCUACUUCUAAAAUUGUUGCUGUUACAGGUGUUACUGGAAAACAAGGAGGAGCUGUUGCUCGCAAACUAUUGGAAUUGGGUCAUAAAGUAAGAGGUAUUACAAGAAACACGGCUUCACCAAGUGCUGUCAAGAUGGCUGAAAAAGGUGUUGAAAUGGUGAAUGCAGAUAUGGGAGACCUUGAAAGUAUGAAAACUGCCUUUACUGGAGUUGAUUCUGUCUUUGUUGUUACUCAAAUGAGUAUGUUUAAUCAUAAGACUGAAGUAAAACAAGGGAAAAUUGCAGCAGAUGCUGCUAAGUCCACUGGAGUGAAUCAUUUUGUCUUUACUUCAGUUGGAAAUUCAGAAAAUGCUCCUAAUGUACCUCAUUUUGCCUCCAAAUGGGAAAUCGAACGUUAUAUACGAGAUCAACUUCAAUUGCCUUACACUAUCAUCCGACCUUCCUUUUUUAUGGAGAACUAUCAACGUCAUGGUCAAAUGGCACCUGCCAAUGGUACCAUCAAAGGAAUGAUCCCCGGUAAUGUCAAAUUACAAAUGAUAGCUGUGGAAGAUAUUGGUAAGGUCGCUGCCACUGCCAUCGAUCAUCGUGAUAAGUAUCUCAACCAAGUGAUUGAACUCAGUGGUGAUGAAUUGACCGGUAAUGAAAUGGCAGAUGUAUUGUCAAAGGUUUCUGGCGAACCCUAUACAUACUCACACUGGUGGCUUUUCAGAUAUGUACUUCGUCAUUUUGUACGUGGUAUGGGUGCCAUGGCUGACUUUUUUGUCAAAGUUGGUUACAAAGCUGAUAUUCCCAAACUUCGACAAGAAUUCCCUGAAUUACAAACUUGGGAAACAUGGCUCAACAAAAAUGGUUUUGCAAAAGAUGAACCAUCUUCAUCCUCUUAG